CGUGACGUUAACCGGUGAAAGUUGAAACAAGGAAGAAGGGUGUAUGUAGCCUUCUGUAUGUAACUGAAUGUCAGACGAAUAAAAAAAUAGGGUGCUGCAAAUUAUUCAGAAACGUACUCUAUAACGUUACAAUUCUUGAAUUGUCAUCGAAAUAUUUUAAGAAUGGAUUUAAACAGUAUCCUGUCAAAGCUCGAGACUAACAAUGAAGAGGAAAUUAAAAGGCUUUUGCACCAGUACAACGUAGAGAAUAGUCGCACAUUCACCUUUGACCCAAAAGAGGAGGACCUACGAAGUAGGCUGUGUCAGGGUCUGCUGACUGUGCUGGGGAGGCAGGUUGGGUCCUGCUGCCAGAGCACCUGCCUGGAGACCCUUCGCAUCCUGUCCCGGGACAAGCGGGUCCUGGGCCCUGUGGGCACCCGGGAGGGCAUGCUGGUCCUGGCCGGGCUGGCUCGGCUGCAGGCGGGAGAGGAGGGAGGUGACAGUCUGCAAGAGGAUGCCCAGACAGAGGAGGAAGAGAGGGUGGUGGUGGAGGCCCUUAAGUGCCUGUGUAACGUGGUGUUUAACAGCGUGGCGGCACAGCAGGUGGGUGCCGACGUGCAGCUGGCACGUGGUCUGUGUGCCCGCCUGCACGCCGCCCGUGCCGGAUGUCACGAGGUGGGCCUGUUCUCCCUGCGCCUGCUCUUCCUGCUCUCGGCUCUGCGGCCAGACGUCCGGGGGGGGCUCCAGAGGGAGCUGCAUGCCGUGGGGCUCCUCACAGAGGUGCUGGAGCGUACCCUGGACCUACGCUGGGUGGGCCCCUACGAGGUGGCCCAUCCAGGCCUCCAGGCCUUGCCUAUCCCUGCUGAAGACAACGAGAGGGCCAUGGAGGCCCUGAAAGCCUUGUUCAACCUUACGCUGUCUGACACUAGCGAUGAGGGUGGUGACCACCAACUCCGCCUUGUCACCGCCAUCAUGCGCCAUCUAUUGAUGCUUAAGACUCAGACAGAGGACAAAACAGAGGAAGCACACAGCCAUGCCAUCAACCUGCUGAGUAACCUGCCAGUGUCAUGUCUGGAUGUGCUGAUUGACUUGCCGGUCCAGGGGGGCCAGGAGGAGUACAGCGGGAAGAACAUGGACGCUGUGCAGGUGCUACUGGACUUUAUGGAGAAGAGGAUAGACAAGCAGGGUGCCAACUACAAAGAGGGGCUGACCCCAGUGCUCAGCCUGCUGACCGAGGGUUCCAGGUACCACCGGGAGAUCCGCAGAUACAUCAAGACACAGGUGCUGCCCCCGCUGAAGGAGGUCAAGGUCAGGCCGGAGAUAGGGUCCACCGUUAGGAACAAGCUGGUGCGCCUCAUGACCCACGUGGACAUGGGCGUGAAGCAGAGCGCUGCAGAGUUCCUCUUCGUCCUCUGCAAAGAGAGUGUGGACCACCUGUUGAAGUACACUGGGUAUGGUAAUGCAGCAGGACUCCUGGUGGCUCGAGGCCUGCUGGCAGGGGGGCGAGGAGAGACUCUGUACUCAGACGACGAAGACUCUGACACCGAAGAGUACAAAUCGGCUAAACCUUUCAUCAACCCCAUCACGGGUCACGUGGAGGAGCCCAUGCCUAACCCCAUCGAAGACAUGACUGAGGAGCAGAAAGAGUACGAGGCCCAGAAAUUGGUCAACAUGUUUGACAAGUUGUCAAGGCAGCAGCUGAUCAGACCAAUGGGGGUGAGGAGGGACGGAACACUGGCACCCCUAGAGGAGGCUCUUAGACAGCCCACGGCUGACAGCUCAGACUCCGACUAGAGCCACUACGACACAGAUCAGACCACCCUACACAGUGCCCUCAGAAAGUAUUCAUACCUUUUUACUUAUUCAACAUUUAGUUGUUACAGCCUGAAUUCAAAAUGGAUUGAAUAUCAUUUAUUUUUCAACAAGCUACACACAAAACCUCAUAAUGACAAAGUGAA
This is a messenger RNA of Oncorhynchus tshawytscha (Chinook salmon), 1937 nucleotides long. Its product is annotated as synembryn-B. Gene Ontology annotation, cellular component: plasma membrane; cytoplasm. NCBI's taxonomy places the organism in Eukaryota, Metazoa, Chordata, Actinopteri, Salmoniformes, Salmonidae. Gene Ontology annotation, molecular function: guanyl-nucleotide exchange factor activity; G-protein alpha-subunit binding. Gene Ontology annotation, biological process: G protein-coupled receptor signaling pathway. The coding region runs from base 163 to 1773 and encodes 536 amino acids. The transcript is spliced from 10 exons. The record is from RefSeq and is a predicted model, not a curated record.